GUUGCCUCAGUGGCAGCGCGGACCAUACCAUUAUUCUAAAGGGUGAUAGCGUUGUACAAUAAACCAACAGAGAGGGACGCGGCCGGGGUCGCCAGUGUUAAAAAUAUCUGCAAAGACCAAAACAUAAACACAACUCACAAAAUAAUGAUCUACCACUCCUCCGAUCCUUAGUCCUCACACAGAUCUGGUAUCCCUCUGUCUAGUCUGCAGCAAGGCGCCCUCUGUUGUUUAUGACAAGAUAAUGUCAUUACCUACACACCCCUACUUGAAAUGGUGUAGUCCAAGCUUUGUGCGAAGUCAAGAUGGCGGACAACGGCCGUGCAAGUUAAGGCAAGGAGUGCGUGAGUACAUCCCGCCAAACGAGGCCAUGUCCACUGCGUCCCAAGACGACUGGUUACCAGAAACUCAAGAGCUCUUUCUGAAGCUGGAAGCAGAGAAAGGAUGGACGCAAAUGAAGCGUACUGACGCGGACCAUCAGACCUUGGACCACACCUUUACCAGGAUCCGAACGGCCAAGGGCCAGGCCUUUCACUUUGCGAUAUUCUUGUACGAGGGGGAACGCAAGCUGCGCGGUCUCUGUCAGUUCAGCGAUGAGACGAAUGGACUUCUCAGAGGGUGGGUACACGCCGGUGCCAUCGCUACAAUGCACGACAGCACAACAGCUGUACUAGCCACUAACAUGGGCACCAAGCUUGCAUUCACAGCGUACAUCCAUAUCAAUUUCAUGAGGCCGAUUCCAGUGAGAUCUCCCAUCUUGAUGGAGGCGAAGAUAGAAAAGAUGGAGGGGAAAAAGAUGUUCCUGACGUCGAGUCUCAAAAGUCUAGAUGAGACCACGGUUUAUUCAGAUUGCCGAGCCUUGUGGAUAGAUGCUGCAAGUUCAAAAUUAUGAAAGUGAAGUUUUCAUUAAAUCAGGGAUAAUUCUUUGUGACGCAAUUCUGUUUCAUUGACUUUUGCCUCCGACCAGUAAUUUUAAAAAACGCCUGUGCGUCGUUCCAAUGCUUGUGCGCGCUGCGCCGAAUAACAAAACGAACUACUAAAGUUAUUUCCAACGCACCGUUGGAAAUGCCUUCUUUCGUUGAUUUCUUCAAAAUGAGAGCUUGCCAGAAAGGAUAAUUUCACAGGGAGUUUAGUCCCCUUACUAUCUUUCAACCAGUAUGUUUUUCAACAAUAAUUACGCCAGUUACUUUUUUGGAUAGCUGCAAAUGAUGGACUCGGGCCUUAAAUAGUAUCAUCACUCAGUACGAUGAACAUCGAAUACGGGCACAUCUUUAAAAGUGUGCCUAGCCGAUGGUGAGUGGCCACUUCGUACGAAAAAAUCCUGUGGUAAUUUAGGGCUUAAAAAAUGGUGCUAUGGCCACAAAAAAAAAAAAA
Molecule: messenger RNA, 1371 nt
Organism: Patiria miniata (bat star)
Lineage: Eukaryota; Metazoa; Echinodermata; Asteroidea; Valvatida; Asterinidae
Product: acyl-coenzyme A thioesterase THEM4-like
Exons: 4
Coding region: 242-889 (215 amino acids)
Source: RefSeq, a predicted model, not a curated record